Molecule: messenger RNA, 1240 nt
Organism: Punica granatum (pomegranate)
Lineage: Eukaryota; Viridiplantae; Streptophyta; Magnoliopsida; Myrtales; Lythraceae
Source: RefSeq, a predicted model, not a curated record
GGUUGUCCCUCCUCACUCAAUCCUCAUUCAAUUCAAUUCAAUUUCAAAUCCUCCUCUUAUUCAUCAUAUUUGCUAAUUUCAAGUGCAUAAGAGUACCGAGAGACCUCUACUAGAGAAAAAAGAAGGAAAAAAAAUGCCGCCUUCAACUCUCGUCGCAUUGGCUAUAGCAGCGUUGUGCGUAGUUAUGGGGUUCAGAAGCGGUGUCGCUGAGUUGGAGGGCGACUUCUAUGAAGAUUCGUGCCCAAACGCUUCGGCCAUUGUACGCAGAGUAUUGGAGCAGGCUCAGCAGAGGGAUGUCCGCAUCGGGGCCAAGCUCAUCCGCCUCCAUUUCCACGACUGCUUCGUCCAGGGAUGUGAUGGGUCGAUUCUGCUGGUUAAUGCAGAAGGGAUCGCAAGUGAGCAAGAUGCACGCCCCAAUGUAAACUCAACUGCGGGAUUUGAGGUGGUCGAUGACAUGAAGGCCGCACUCGAGAACGCCUGCCCUGGCGUGGUCUCAUGCGCGGACAUUCUAGCCAUAGCAUCGCAAGUGGCCGUCUCCUUGGCGGGUGGGCCAAGUUGGGAAGUUGAAUUGGGAAGAAGAGACAGUAGAACUGCAAACAGGGAUGAAGCCAACACUGCCAUCCCGAGUCCUGUCGACAGCCUUGCUAACAUGACUAGCAAGUUCGCCGCUGUGGGCUUAGACUCAACUGAUCUUGUUGCAUUGUCUGGGGCACACACAUUUGGAAGAGCCCGAUGCACCACCUUCAGCCACCGCCUCUACAACUUCUCUGGCACUGGCGGCCCCGACCCCACCCUCGACUCCGCCUUCCUAGAAACACUCCGGCAAAUCUGCCCCCAAUCCGGCAACGGGAACACAAUAACGAACCUCGACUCCUCAUCUCCUGACAGCUUCGACAACAAUUACUUCACCAACCUCCGGAACAACCGGGGCCUCCUCCAGACUGAUCAGGAACUCUUCUCAGGUGCUGUCGCCGACACUGUAUCAGCCGUCAAUCGGUUUGCUGGAAGCCAGAGCGAGUUCUUCGAUGCAUUCGCUAAGUCCAUGGUGAAGAUGGGAGGUAUCCGGCCACUCACGGGGAGAUCCGGUGAAAUUAGAGCCAACUGCAAACGAGUUAAUUAAGUGUGAUUAAAUGUUUAAUCAGUCAAUUGAUUAAUUAAAUUGUUCUUAAUGUUACUAUUCUUUAUUUGAUAUGAUCAAUGAGCGGCAAUAAAUUAGUAAUAAACUGUGAAAUUAGUCAUA